AUGUCGGCAUUCAAACAGCACAUGCCCCUUGCGAAGUACUCGCUGCGGAUGUGUCUGACUUUUCUGUCGUGGGUUCCCGUGGUCUACGUCGUGACAGAGCACGUCGCUUAUAUAGGAAAGAUUGAGGGAAUGUCAAUGAAGCCCACCUUCAACCCGCCAGAGUCGCCCAAUACUCGAAACCACGUGCUCUUGUGGAAGUGGGGGGUCACCAACAUCAAUAAUUUGGAGGUUGACGACGUUGUUUUUCUACGGUCGCCAAUAGACCCUGAAAAAAUAUACACAAAGCGAAUAAAGGCCAAGCAGGGAGAUCUCGUGGUACCGCGGUACCCCGACACACGGUCGCGCGUGCUGGUGCCGGUAAACCAUAUUUGGGUCGAGGGUGACAACGUGCACUCGAUUGACUCGAACACAUACGGGCCUGUGAGCACGGGGCUUGUGAUAGGCAAGGCGACGUAUUUAAUCUGGCCAUUGGACAGGUUUGGCCCCAUUCCGCUGGGAGGAAGAGAGUGCCGGGAGGCCAAGCUCCGUCACAGCUACAAAGAAUAA
Molecule: messenger RNA, 546 nt
Organism: Ogataea parapolymorpha DL-1
Lineage: Eukaryota; Fungi; Ascomycota; Pichiomycetes; Pichiales; Pichiaceae
Product: Catalytic subunit of the mitochondrial inner membrane peptidase complex
Exons: 1
Coding region: 1-546 (181 amino acids)
Biological process (GO): mitochondrial respiratory chain complex assembly
Cellular component (GO): mitochondrial inner membrane peptidase complex
Molecular function (GO): serine-type endopeptidase activity
Source: RefSeq, a predicted model, not a curated record